Messenger RNA from Amoebophrya sp. A120, 7713 nucleotides. The record is from the annotation of a GenBank genome assembly. Lineage: Eukaryota; Dinophyceae; Syndiniales; Amoebophryaceae.
GGCGACCACCGUGACACCGCCCAGUGGCGGUUCGACGAAGUACUACGCGAACAAGCUGGUGAGAGAGUUCGGGUGGAUCUGCAAGAUGAUUUGCGACUGGUUUGCGAAUAUGCACUGCAAAAGUGUCGUACUAGUAUGAUUCGCAUGACAGAUUUGCUCAGCAUGACAAAUGAAAAUGCAAUUUGUAGUGCUGUUUUACCUUGGGCAGAAGAUUUGUCAUACGUAUUUGCAAUUAAAGUACGAGUGCGAUACUUUUGUACAGGAUAGCGAAGGCAGUCCCAGGCGUCGACCCCUGUGUGGUUUACACCUAUACAGUACGCAUUGCAAAAAGUGUCUGGGUCUAGAAAACUGGAACUUGUGUUCGCAUGAUGUUUUUGCAUUCCUGAAAAAUUUGUAUUGGUAUUGCAGUUGCACUACCAGCAAUGGCGCCACUUUAUUUUUCGUCAUGCAAAUAAAACAAAAACUUGGCAGGUAGUUGUCAUGCGUGCUACGCAUGAGACGGCGUCAAGUUGGAAAUUUGUCAUGCUUGGCUGCACUGGAGAUAGCAUAGCCAGACAUAUCCAUACUUUAGCGUCACAAAUUUCAUCUCCAGACCGCGACAUAUUUCCAUUUGAUAGACAGGCUCGGAGUACGACUGGGCUCCCGCGACCUGCCGGCCGAUAUCCACAGUAAAAAAAUUCCCGUACACGUACAAAUGCAGUCUCUGCAUGACAAAUACUUGGCUUCGAUCCUGCUAGUUUAGCAUGACAAGUGUUACGCCCCAAAUUGGUGAAAUUUGUGAUGCAUGUUUAUACAUGUACGGGAAAUUUGUAGUACUGCAUAGCCGAAAAGUCGCAAGCACAAGGGCCGGUCGCCCGCCGCCCAGGAUGUGGAGCCGGGGGACCAAGACGGGGGAAAGGAGCACGUGUAUUCCAACGUGUGCGUGCCCCGUGCGUGCGACGGUCUAGGGAAGGCAUAUUGUCAGACCAUCUACAACGGCAACGCUGAUGGGGGCAUUAUUUGGGUAGACCCGAACCAGUCGUCCAGCUCCAGCACGAUUCCGCCGCAAACGACUGACCCGAACCUCACGAAGACUGACUCUAGCGGCGCGACGACUGACUCUAGCGGCACGACGGUUCACCCAAGUCUGACAACGAUUGACCCAAGUCUGGCGACGACCGACCCGAGCCUGACAACCGUUGACCCGUAUCCACAAUGAACAAUUUUUUACCGAGUUCACGUACGCUGCGGGUUCUGUUGCAUGACUCGAUCCUACUUAGCGUGGCAACUGUUUAGUGCACUCUAAGUUGGCGAAACUUGUGAUGCAUUUUGUACGUGUGCGGGAAUAAUAAAUUUGCAUUGCAUAAGCCGAAUGCGCACAACAUCAACGGAAACGACAAAACGAGUACGCCGGACCCGUUCAGCCAAAAUGCCACGAUAUCAAAUGCAAAUAUGUCAGGGUCUGGAAUAAAGUUGUUGUUAUGCUGAAGUGCGGAUGACUGAAACGCUUCCGAACGAUGCAGCCAAGCAUGACAAGUUCUUGCACCUCUGUCGCAUAGUGCGUGGUCCGCAUGAAAAACGGCGUUUUUGCAUGGGGAAAAAGAACGCUGCGCGUUUGUUGGUCAUGCAACACCAACACAGAUUCAUUUAACGUAAGACCACAACCCGCAUCACAAGUUCACGUUUUAUUCCGGACCCAGACAUGAUAUUUGCAAUGCAUACGCGAAUGGAUCGAGCGACCUCCUAACCGUCUCUCCGGACGAAGGCGGAUUUGACCUGGAGGAGUGCUUUCCCUUAUCGCAAGAAAAAAGUGUUUCAUACGUGAACUUGCGAUGCAGGAAGUGGAACGCAACACUGUUUGUCUUGCUACACAUGCAAGACAUAGGAUUUUUAAGCGUGUUUUCACUUGGGAAGCGCGCGUGGCAAAUUUUCUGUGUCAUGUGCUGUAACAAUCUUGUGACGCAGAUCUUGCAAAAUCAUCACAGUGAAGCACUUUUUUUGUACGAUGCCGCUGCUGGCUCUGGCCUUUGUUGGCCUUGGUGCUGCUGCUGUUGUUGCUCCUGUUGCUCUGCUGCUGUUGCAAGAGCGACGAGGAGGAUGAAAAAGCGGAAGAACCUAUCCUGAGUAAAAACGUCCCCACCCCAGAGUUGUGAUGCAGAUUUGCAAAGACACGAAGACUUGUAAUGAGCAUCCCCAUGAGUGCCAUUUCUAAUCGUGUUUUGGAAUUUGUGAUGCUGUAAACAGGAUGAGCAGAUGAAUCUGUGAUGCGGCUGCACUUGCUAACCUGCCCUACAAUGCGGAGCGCAACUUGUCAUGCGUGAUUCCCAAAGCUCCUAGGUUUGUGUUGCAAAAUCCCCAUCCUGACUCUGGUGUGGGGACGUUUUUACUCAGGAUAGAACCCGCCAAGGAUCCAACUUCGUCGGACGGCGAGUACAAGGAGCAGCCGAAAAUACCCUCGGUCGCAAAGGAAGAGAAGCCGAAAAAAGAGAAGGUGAAGUCCUAUGGAUGUGUCAGGAUUGAAAUCGACAAAGUUGAAAUAGCUUGCGAUGCAUAAAAUGGAUGAAAGUUGUGACCCAGUUUGCAAGUGGCGCAUGACAAAUUUGGGUAGAACCGAAAUCCAGUCUGUCAUGCUGUUUGGGUCAGGAAGCCGCCUCUUGUCAUGUUACUUUAGCAGCUCAGUUUCUGCCCCUCAACAGGCUUGCAAUCUGCCUCACCUGCCUACUCUGCAAGACAGGCACUUUCUUUGUGGGCUGCAUUUUAUGCAUUACAAGUUAUUCUUAUUUCAACUUUGUCGAUUUCAAUCCUGACACUCCCAUAAGUUCAAGCCCCCAAGUAGCGCUCCCCCCUCAACGCCGUCGGAGCCGGACCUCCCGCCUGCAAAAGCCUCCAUACCCGAUGUGGAUGUGCCCCCGCCGCCACCUAUGCUUUCACCCCCUAUGCACUGCAAAAGCAUCGCACUAGUACAACUCGCAAUACAAAUUGCCUCAGCAUUACAAAUUAAAUUUGUAAUGCGGAUUUACCUAACCAACUAGAUUAAGAUUUGUAAUGCAUAACUGCGAUUACUACGAGCGCGAUACUUGUUUUGCACAGGAUACCCCCUUCCUCCGAGCAAGACGAACCACCUAUCAAAUGCAAAAAUGUCUGGGUCUGGAAGGUUGGAACUUGUGAUGCUAGCUUUGGACUCUAAAGAAAAUUGCAUUGCAUGACCAGCAAGAGGUGUCUAGUUUGUGCUACGCGGGGAGGGCGUUUGUCAUGCGGAGUAGGCAUCAGGAAGACCUCUAAAAGUUUGUGAUGCUGGGUCGUGCGCUACAGACAUCCUGUGUCAUGCAAAGUAUGCAUGAAGACAGGUCUCAGAAUCUUCCUGACCCAGACACUUUUGCAUUUUGAUACCACCGCCACCACCGCUGCCUCCCAAGGUGGAACACGUGGCAAUCCCGGAGACCAUUAACGCGAAGGAAUUUUUUAUGGAUGUGUCAGGAUCUUCGAAAUCGGUAAAGUAAAAGUUGAAAUGAUUUGUCAUGCAUAAAUUGGAUGCCAGUUGAAACCCAGUUUGCAAGUGGCGCAUGACAAAUGUUGGUGGUGCCUAAAUCCAGUUUGUCAUGCUGUUUAUGCAAAGAAGACCGAUGUUCUCAUGCUACUUUAGCAGCCCGAGCUCUAACCCCAAACAGGCUUACAAUCAGCCUCACUUGCCUGCUCUGCAACACACGCACUUCGCGUCAUGCAUUUUAUGCAUUACAAGUUAUCUUCUCAACUUUGACGAUUUCGAUCCUGACACUCUCUCCCAUAUUUUUCAAGAUCGCGGACGUACAGGCACUAGAGGUGUUGAAGGGGAGCGGGUUUAAGGAUCCGUAUCUAACUAUGGAUUGCAAAAGUGUCUGGGUCUGGAAGAAUUGGAACUUGUGAUGCUGCAUUUGGAUUCCAAAAAAAUCUGUAUUGCAUGAGUACCAAAGGAAAUGCAAUUUUUGCUGCGCUGAGAAGGCAUUUGUCAUGCGGAAUACGCAUCAGGAAGCCCUCAAAAAAUAUGUAUUGCUAGGGUAUGCAUCACAGAAUUCAUGGCUCAUGCAAAACGUGCAUGACAAGUGUCAGAAUCUUCCAGGCCCAGACAUUUUUACAGUUGAUACUGACGAGGCUCGCCACCGCGGUCUCCUCCAAACACAUCGACAAACGGGACCUGGUAUAAACUGCAAAUAUGUCUGGUGGGUCAGGGAGGAUGCAACUUGUGAUGCUACCUUUGGACCCUACAUAAAAUCUGUAUUGCAUGCACACCAAAAGCGGUCCUGUUUUUGCCAAGCAAAGAGGGCAUAAUUUCUCAUGCGGUAUGAGCAUCAGAAAGCUUUCGCAGAAUCUGUGGUGCUAGAGCAUGCAUCACUGACGUCAUGGGUCAUGGAAAAUAUGCAUUAGAAAAAUUUUAACUUGGCACUUUGCCAAGGAGACCUCCCAGACAUAUUUGCAAUGCAUACCUGGUGCCCGAACCGGAUCUGUAUAAUUUGAAUGUGUACAAGAAGCUGAAGCUCGGGAAGGGCAACUAUGGAAGCGUCAGGAUUGAAAUCGUCAAAGUUGAAAUAGUUUUAAUUUGUCACGCAUAAAAUGGAUACCAGUUGGAAGCCCAAUUUCCAAGCGUCGCAUGACAAAUUUUCGGAGCACCGGAAUCCAAUUUGUCAUGCUGUUUGGGCACAGAAGACUGCUUUUGUCAUGCUCUCUAAGCAGCUCUAUUUCAAACCCUAAAUAGGCUCGCAAUCUGUCUCACUUGCCAUCCCGGCAAGACAGGCACUUCAUGCCUUGCAUUUUGUGCAUGAGAAACUAUGUCAACUUUGAUGAUUUCAAUCCUGACACUCCCAUAGCAACGCGACCGUGGGUAUGGUGCGGGACUUCAUGCUAUCAAAUGUAAAAAUGUCUGGGUCUGGAAGAUUGCAAUUUGUCAUGCUGUUUUUGGACUCUAAAAAAAAUUGUAUUGCAUGACCAGCAAAAUGGGUACAGUUUUUGCUACACAGACAGGCCAUUUCUCAUGCGGAAGGUGCAUCAGGAAGCCCUCGAAAAGUCUGCGAUGCUAGUUCAAGCAUUACAGGCAUUAUGGGUCAUGAGAAAUAUGCAUGACAAAUCUUGCAUUCUUCCAGACCCAGACAUUUUUACAUUUGAUACAUGCUGGGGUUGUGGCGGCACAGUAAGCCCGCGGGAUUCACCUUGCAGCUGGACGCCGUGCUGGGGAACGAGGAGGUCCAACGCCGCUCCAGAAUGACCACCGCCCGCGGUAGCGUCAUGCGACAAAGCGCACUGAGCCCCCAAGGCUCCUCGAUCCGGGUGAGCAAUUUGGGGUACUCUUCCUCGGUAUCAAAUGCAAAUAUGUCUGGGUCUGGAAGAUGGCAACUUGUCAUGCUAAAUCUGAAUCAUGCAAAAAAUCUGCGUUGCAUGAUUACCAACAGCCGUCCUUUUUUAGUAAGUUGAGAGGGAAUUUCUCAUGCAGGACAGGCAUGAUAGCGAUCUAACAGAAUCUGUCAUGCUUGGUGCUGCAUUCCAGACCUCAUGGGUCAUCGAGAACCUGCGUGACAAAUCUUGCAUCCUUCCGGACCCAGACAUAUUUGCAUUUGAUACUCGGCCCUGCAGCGCGGCAGUGCUUUGAACCAAGAGCAGUCCAGCGCCCGGGCGAGCAAACUCGGGGGCGGGCACAGCAGUCACUUUGACGGCAGGCAUAUGACACCCUCAGAAUGGAAAUCCUCAAAGUGGAAGUAAUUUGUGAUGCAUGAAAUGCGACACCAAAAAGACUGUAUUGCAGAGAACGCAAUGGAGGCCGACUAUUGUGCUUCUACGGGUUCAGAAUUGGGCUCCUGAUUAGCAUGAGAGGAGGGCACCCCUUUGCCUAACUAGCAUGACAGACACGUUUUGAGUGCCCGGGAAAUUUGUCAUGCGCCGACUAUAAAUGGUGCUCCAACUGGAGUCGUUUUUUUGCAUUACAAAUUAUUUUCACUUUGAGGAUUUCCAACCUGAGGCUUUCAUAGGGCAAGUGGCAAGUCUGAAGCACAGCGGUGGAAAGCGCAAAAGCGGAAGGAAAAGCGACACCAGUGGGGACGAGUCCGAAGUCUUGCACGGAGAAACGAUAUCAAGUGCAAAUGUGCCUGGGUCUGGAAAAUAUGUGGAACUUGUGUUGCAUCUCUAGCAUUCCUGAAAAAUCUGUGCUGCGUAGCCAGCAAAGGCGUUUCUUUUUGUAUAUGCAAAGACGCAGUUUGUCAUGCGUGAUACGCAUCAGACGGCGUGAAAGAAACUUGUCAUGCUUGGCUGCACUUGAAAGCGCCAGACUCAUCGAUACUUUAGCAUCACAAGUGUCCAGACCCAGACUGACACAUUUGCAAUGCAUAAACGAUCGCAGCUUCGGUAAAGUUAGCCAAGUUCCGACCCUCCGGGAUAUGCAAUGCAAAUUUAUUGUUCCUGUACACGACGCACAUGUUGUACAAGAUGCAUGACUACAAUAUGAUUUCGCCACCUUGGAGCAGUGUGCCACCUGUCCUGCUGAAUAAGAUUGAAAGCAAGUUCUGUCAUGCAGAAUCUGCAUUUGCGCAGCAACGUCGUGUGCGGGGAUAUUGAAUUUACUGUGGAUAGGGGAAGAAUGCCGCGUAUAAGGCGCUAGAAGGACAGUUUUCAGACAACACUUUUCAACCGAACGAUGCCAAGAGGUCCAAUGCGAAACACAAAAAAGUGAAACUCUCGUCGAAAAUGAAAUCGAAAUCACCGAAAUCGACCGCUUCGAACAAGUGAGGAGGAUAAUACUCGAAAACUGAAACUUUUUAUUUUCGACGAAGAUAGUGCAACUACAAGGUUGUGCACGAUUUUCCAGCUGCAGAUAGUUGGUUCAUAAUCACAGAACCUUCACCGACUUUUAGUUUUAAAGUUUUGAUUACACGUUUCAUACAAGCAUUGACUCUUUUUUGUUUCAUCUCAGUUUACGUUUACCAAAUUUUACAGAAUUUCAACAUUUUUCGUUACUCUACCUCAUGCAAUGUGUUCAAAGUUGGAUAGCCGACGAUGAAGAAAUUAUGUCGACUUAUGUCUUUACGAAAUUCAAAUUGAUUCUCUGUACUAACGAGUUUCACGUUAGUAUGGUGUUGUCAAUCUUCUUUGUAGCUUACGGAUACAGCUUGGUUAAUAUGGUUUCAGUUAUUAUCAUGGACAUGGAGCGAUGUUGGCAACAAGAAGGGAUGCCAAAAAUGUGCAAUACCAUGUCACGACACAUCGGAACAACUGUACACUAUUGAGUUGAAGAGUAGUUAGAAUUCAAGAUCUUAUAAAAACCGCGUAGUGCGAAGAUGCCUGCUUGGACCGGUCGUGGCGCCUCGCCGACGUCUUCUUGUCUCCUGUACAAAAUGUGACCAGAACAAGCAACUGGUGCAGCAACCGGGGCUAACACUUUUUUGUGGUCCAGGACGAGGAUAUAAUUAUUUCUUUCGAAUGAUGCAGCUGGAGCUGCAUCAUGGUCAUCUCGGUGUACAACCAUCCGACGUCUCGGUUUUGAAGGUACUAGCACUACCAGCAGUGCUGUCAGCGUGGUAAAAGUCAAUCUAGUUUGGCUUUGUUUUUUUUUACUUUUCUUUUUCACGGUUGAGAGCUCUGAUAAUCCGAAGCCCGAUGAUAUGAUGAGGAAAGGACUGCAAGAAAAGCGAUGCAGUAGUUUUGGUCCCAAGAUGAAAUAAUUCUUUUUUCUCGAAGUACCCAUGGAAGAAAAAUUCAAGAGCCCGCCGACGUGGG